This is a messenger RNA of Coregonus sp. 'balchen', 2886 nucleotides long. The record is from the annotation of a GenBank genome assembly. Lineage: Eukaryota; Metazoa; Chordata; Actinopteri; Salmoniformes; Salmonidae.
AUGGCUAGCCUAAUCUACUCACGUAAACCGUGUAGCCGCUUCCUAUGUUGUCGCGUCAUUGGGACGCAGUUGGACGUCAUCGCGGCUGUCGCUCUCCCUGGUUUUGACGCCCAUGGUGGGGGAGUUGGAAUGCAUUUGAUUCAUCUGCCCCCGCUACCCGGCGAGGCGAAGCAAACGUCCCGUCGCCGACACAAGGAUGCGGUAGCCGGGCACCACCAACCACUCAGGACGAGGGGCACAGAGCUGACCAUUUGAAAACACAUGUUCACCGGUAUAAUUUUUUGAUGUCAUAAUAUCGUCUAUCUAUUCUCUCUGUUCUGCUUAAUAUUGUUUUUUUUAUUUUGAUUCCCUGGCGCUCAAACCCCAAAAAUGCACGGUCAAUGUACCCAAAUCGGACAGUGGAGUGGGUUGCGCUACGGACCUUCAAGGGUAACCUUUAGUUGCAUUAAUAAUAGCUGUUCGAAUGUAUAUUUAGACAGCUUAGUCAGUGGAUAUGUACUAUAAAUAGGGGGACCAGUGUGGGAAUGGAAAUCAGCGUUAAUCAGUCAUCUGUUGAGGUGCGUUGGAACAGUUGCAUUGGCAUGUGUUAAAUUAGAUCUGUAUUUGAUUUUACACAGGCUGUAUCAGCAAAGUGUCUUUGAUCGGCCUAGGAAAAGCCCAUAAUCUAACACUGUUCUUCAAUAAUUGACAGGACGUUUUGUUUUUAUUUUGGGAUUGCAAUGCGCAAAUGUUGCGGCACUGUGCUGCUCUUUACCCUUUAAUUAUUGAAUAUGCAGUUGCACUUCUGCUUUGCUGAUAGGGCGAUUUGUUCACGUAAGAGUUCUAUGUUGUAACGGUCUGGAUUUAAGGCCUAUAAAAUCCAACCAUAUAGGCUAACAAAGCUGUUACUUUAAAUCAACAAACAGCAGCAGCCAAUAUGCUAUUUCAAUGGGUUGCAACAUUUACUAAGACUGUAUCAUUUAUCAUGAUUAUUUAUUAGGUUACAUAGGCCUAAUUAUUAUUUAGUUAUUACUAUGAUUGAUUUUAGGAACGCUUGGGACACUAGGGAAUAUUGAACCAAUUGACUGCUCUCUGUUGGUCCACUUAUGGUCAAGAUAUGCAGUGUGAUGUAACAUCCUUGUGGCCCAGCCCUCUUUCCCCACUCCAGUUACAGCAAGGCUGCAACAGUAGUGCCUUGUCCCUGCUUGAAGCCUAGCUCUUAUGUCAAAAUGGCAUCAUUCCAAGGUCUAGGCUGUGGGCUGUAUCCUAUGGUGCUCCAUGUUCAUCUAUUGAAUCAAUGUGGAGAUGUUCAGCAUUGGAAUAUUGCCAAGUGUAGGCCUAGUGUGUUGUUUAUUGAUAAAGUUGUGCAGAUAUUAUUGUAUUGCACUAUAGCUUAAUAAUUCAAGUGAUAUAUUUGUAAAAAAUUGGGAUGCAAAAAAAAAUCACACUUGCCAUAAAAUGUAUGUGAAUUUGCUCCUUAUUGUUUAUCUCUUCGAAACAUUCCGUUUUGUCUCAUAUGUUCUCAGACCCAUUUUCUUAUCUCAACUCCACAUCUCUUCCUUUCCUCCUGUAGUCAUUCUUAAAUACCAAAGGCCAGUCCCGAUGGACUUAGUCUGGGCUGGUUGUGAUUUCUCCCCAAUUUCCGCCGCCUUACGUUGGUGCAAUUUAAAGCUCAUUAAGCUUGCUCAAUGGAAAGUCUCCAUUGAAAGGUAUUUUCAGACACAGAUUUAAUAACAGGUUUAAUCCAGGUCUGUGCAACACAUCUACCCAUAACGUGGUACUUGUACUUUUUACUUGUGGAGUGUGGACAGGAGGUAUACCAACAUUGACAUGAUAUGAUGACAGAGGGUGAUAAGACCAUUUUUCACAUUCAGGAUUCAAGAUGCCAGCCAAAAGCACACCACAGUGGUUCCCAAAAUAUACAGUACUGUUGGCCUAUAUACCAAGUACACAGGGGCAAUAUUUCUAGCUAGGACCCAGUCUUAAGCCACAACUCAAAAGGAAGCCACCAGUAGGUUUUGACCCCCAUGGUAGACACUGGCUUGACUCACUUUGUUCAAUUGUCUCUUUUGUCUCUCUUCCUCAGGUGUGGGCGAACCACCGUCCCACCGCUCCCCAAACAUGGCUGCGUCAUCCGUCCCUUCCACGGCCCCGGUCCCGUCCCCUCCCAAACGCUUCCUGGUUCUCUUCGACUUCGACGAGACUAUCGUCAACGAGAGCAGCGACGAUGCAGUGGUGCGCGCCGCCCCGGGCCAGCAGCUCCCCGAUUGGCUGAGACACUCGUACCGCGAGGGCUACUACAACGAGCAAAUGCAGCGCAUCCUGGCCUACAUGGCUGAGCAGGGCGUCACUGAGGACUCCAUUCGCUCCAAGGUCGAGCAAAUUCCCCCCACGCCCGGCCUUCUCACUCUCUUCCAGUACCUCCAGUCCCACAAGCAGGACUUUGAGUCGGUGGUGGUCUCCGACGCUAACAUGUACUUCAUUGAGGCGUGGCUGGAGAGGGCCGGGGCUCGCCACCUCUUCCACAGGAUCUUCACCAACCCGGCCAGCUUUGAUGCUCAGGGGCGCCUGGUUCUCCUGCCCUUCCACACCCACGGCUGCCAGCGCUGCCCUGAUAACAUGUGCAAGCAGGUGAUCGUACGGGAGUACCUGGCACGGCGCCAGCAGGAGCGUGGCGGCUGCCCCUUCCAGAGGGUGUUCUACGUGGGCGACGGGGCCAACGACAUUUGCCCCAUGCUGGCCCUGGGGCCCCGCGACACGGCCUUCCCCAGGAGGCACUUUCCCAUGCACCGGCUGCUGCAGGAGAUGCAGGACGCUGGGACGGAGGGCCUUAAGGUCAGUGUGGUGCCCUGGGCCAGCGGGCAGGACGUGGUGGACUGCCUGAAGAGGCUGGAGGAGGAGAGAUGA